CAACAAAAUUGACCUUGAACUUAACCUAAAAAUCCAAGUGAACUAUGUAUUUUCAUUUCAAUUAUCAUCCAACAAAAAUAUCAAGUCAUUGCUGCAUUACAGAUUCGUAAAAAAUCAAACUUCAUAUCUGAAACAUAAUUCAAAAUUUUUGGCGAAAUUUUCAAAAUUCACAAAUCACUACAAACAAAAGUACCCAUAUAUUUUACACUAAGUUGAUCCUUUAGAAAUAUCCCUAAAAUGACUUCUACAACUACAGAAUUCGCUGUAAAUAUGAUGUGUAACAAGUGUGUAAAAGCAGUCGAAGAAAGCCUCAGCUCACCUAAUAUAAAUAUAGUUGAUAUAGAUGUAAAAAGAAGCUGUGUGAUUGUUGAGAGUACCCUCUCUACAACUGAAUUAUUACAAAAGCUAGAAACUUCUGGUAGGAAAGUGGUUGUCAAAGGUUUGGGUGGAACAACUGCUGCAGUUGCUGUAUUAGAAGCUGGCUCGCCAAAAGUUAAAGGUGUUGUGAGAUUAGCACAGCUUCCAAAUGCCUGUAUUAUUGAUGGCACAGUAGAUGGAUUGGAACCAGGCAAAUAUCAACUUAGUGUACAUGAAAAUGGGGAUAUUUCUCAAGGCUGUGAAAACUGUGGAGAAACUUACAAUCCAGUUGCAAAGAUGAUGGGACUUGAAGGCAAAGAGUAUGGUGACUUAGGUCAUAUUUCUGCUGGCCCAAAUGGCAGAUCAGCAUUCCGAUUGGAAAAUAAGGUUAUUCAACUACCAGAGUGUAUAGGGCGUUCACUAGUAAUAUCCCAACUACAAAGGGAAGGUGGAAAAAGAAUUACAUGCGGUAUUAUUGCAAGAUCAUCAGGUCUGUUUCAAAAUCCAAAAACAAUUUGCGCAUGUAGUGGGGCCUCUAUAUGGGAUGAAAAUAAUCUACCUAUCAGACGAGUUUUAUAAAUUAUGUUAUCUAUACAAUUGUUUAUGUAUAUUUCUGUUAAGUUGGGUACUUUUUUAAGAUGAAAAAUAAAGUAAUGCUAACAUGA
Harmonia axyridis is the source of this 1022-nucleotide messenger RNA. Its product is annotated as copper chaperone for superoxide dismutase-like. Gene Ontology annotation, biological process: removal of superoxide radicals. The transcript has 2 exons. Gene Ontology annotation, molecular function: copper ion binding. Bases 238 to 936 code for a protein of 232 amino acids. The record is from RefSeq and is a predicted model, not a curated record. Lineage: Eukaryota; Metazoa; Arthropoda; Insecta; Coleoptera; Coccinellidae.